Messenger RNA from Pseudocercospora fijiensis CIRAD86, 693 nucleotides. RefSeq lists its product as uncharacterized. The record is from RefSeq and is a predicted model, not a curated record. The transcript has 2 exons. Gene Ontology annotation, molecular function: 3-hydroxyacyl-CoA dehydratase activity. Gene Ontology annotation, biological process: sphingolipid biosynthetic process; fatty acid elongation; very long-chain fatty acid biosynthetic process. Bases 1 to 693 code for a protein of 230 amino acids. NCBI's taxonomy places the organism in Eukaryota, Fungi, Ascomycota, Dothideomycetes, Mycosphaerellales, Mycosphaerellaceae. Gene Ontology annotation, cellular component: endoplasmic reticulum membrane.
AUGGACGGACCAAACCACUCUCAAAAGCCUCCCAAGGCCAAGCAAUCACAAAGUCCCAACCCCUCCAACCCCAAAACAGCCUACCUAAUCCUCUAUAACUCCAUCUCCGCCCUGCUCUGGACCGUAGUCCUGGGUCGCGUCCUCCUCAUAGCUUCUCUGCACGGCUACCAAAGCGUUUUCGCCGGAACAGCAAACUUCACCCGCUGGACGCAAACACUAGCAGGAUUAGAAGUUAUACAUGCAGCAAUCGGCCUCGUCCGCGCCCCUCUCCUCACUACCCUAAUGCAAGUCUCCUCCCGCUUCCUCCUCGUCUGGUUCAUCGCCUAUCCCUUCCCAGCAACAACCUCCCUGUCACCGGCCUACUCAAGUAUGCUGGUGGCAUGGAGUAUAACCGAAGUCAUCCGCUACUCAUACUUCGCCCUCAACCUCCUGUACGGCAAAGUCCCAAACUUCUUGAUCUGGUUACGAUACAAUACUUUCUUCGUCCUCUAUCCUAUGGGUAUAAGUUCGGAAUGUUGGUUAGUUUGGAAGGCGAUUGAGCCUGCGAAGCGUUAUAACCAGGCUUGGCAGUGGGUGCUCAGGGGGAUACUUUUUGUUUAUGUGCCUGGAGCGUGGAUUUUGUAUACACACAUGAUGAAGCAGAGACGGAAGGUUUUGAGGGGUGACUGGCAGGGUAAGAAGAAGGUGAUGUGA